CUCACAAACCAAACCACACAAAUAAACGACCAACACACAUUAUAUCUCUUUGUUACCUUCGCACGAACGAGAGAAGAGAAGCAAACGAUGGCUACUUUUCUUUCCAACCAAUCUCUGUUGGGUUCUUGUCCUUGUUCUACUCCCUUCUCUUCAAAGCCCUUUCAAACCCUAAAACCCCAAAUCUUAUCUUUUCCAUCUCGCGGGUUUCCGCGCCCCCUAAUUUCCUCAGUCAAUCGAAGAACCCAAUUAAAGUCUUCCCAAGAUUUCCCUCCAACUACAAAUGAUGAAACAGAGGAGACCCAGAAUGAUGUAAGAGGGACAAAUGAUGAUGAAGAUAAAAAACAAGUACCUAGUUUAAUGAUCCUCCUUGAAGCAUACAAGGAAGCCUUUUUUAAUGGCGACCAAAAUACCGUAGCUCAGAUUGAAGAGGGGAUAUAUUCAAUAGCAAAUAGGAAAAAUAAAUUGAUUCAGAAAUUAUCAAGUUUAUCGGCAGACAAAGCUGCUUCCAAGAAGAGUUAUCUUCGUUUACAAGCUGAUUUUGAUAAUUUUAGGAAAAGGACUGACAAAGAGAGACUUAACAUCCAAUCCGAUGCCCAGCAACAAGUCAUUGAAAAGCUUUUGUUGAUGGUCGACAAUUUUGAGAGAACCCAACAGCAAAUUAAAGCAGCAACAGAGAAAGAGAAGAAAAUUGGUGUUAGCUAUCAAGGUAUUUACAAACAAUUUGUAGAGGUUCUGAGGAAUCAUAAUGUUUCAGUGGUAGCAACAGUGGGCAAGCCGUUUAAUCCCUUGCAACAUGAAGCCGUUGCACGUGAGGAGUCCACAGAGUUCAAAAAAGGGAUUAUAAUUAAAGAAUCCCGACGUGGUUUCUUGCUCAGAGAUCGAGUUCUAAGGCCAGCCCUUGUCAAGGUUUCCUUAGGUCCUGGAAAUAAGAAAUCUCCCGUGUCUCCUGACAAGUCUGUGGAGCAACCUUCAACAGCUGCUGGAAUAGAUGAAAGAUAGUCUCUUGAACUUGUUCAUUAAAAAUCCAGUUCCACCUGCAUACCUGAUAUCUUGUCAUUGGUCAACUUGAAAUUCUUCUAGUUUGGUAUUUUGGCCUGAGGUGAGUAUAGUCUCUUGUAGUAUGGACCUCACCAAUUUUAACUUGUGUCCCGCCGCACUACAAUUUUUUGCUUCAUCAUGACAAAGGGAAUUACUUUUGUUCAUGAGAGAAUGGUGAUUUCUUUUGCAAUCCAUUUUUUUUUUACCAAAGCUUAGAAUGUUCAUUCUCGGACUUUGUUGGCAUUAUUGUUCCUUGUCUCAAUGCUUAACAAAGGGAAAUACUAGAGAAAGCUCGACUGCAGAAAUGCCUAGUAGCCAAUAAAAAAUUAACUGCAGUUUGAAUUCUAUUAGUGAAGCUCACAUGGAGCCUGAUAACUGUUAUAUGCAUUGCGUUGGAACGCUCUACUGUUCUCUAGCAAAAUCUUAUCAUUAAACGGCAAAUUUCCCACUUUAGGGUGCUUUUA
Molecule: messenger RNA, 1502 nt
Organism: Glycine soja
Lineage: Eukaryota; Viridiplantae; Streptophyta; Magnoliopsida; Fabales; Fabaceae
Product: protein GrpE
Exons: 3
Coding region: 88-999 (303 amino acids)
Biological process (GO): protein folding
Cellular component (GO): chloroplast
Molecular function (GO): protein-folding chaperone binding; protein homodimerization activity; adenyl-nucleotide exchange factor activity
Source: RefSeq, a predicted model, not a curated record